GGCGAUAAGGACUUCUACGAAUCGUUUAUUAUCGUACAGGAAACGCAGUUGGAAAAGAAUUCUCUACGUUUGCAAGAAACACCACGAUGUGCAACCGCUGGCAUACCACAAAUCUAGGUGAAAGCGUAACGACGCGGCUCUGUCGAGAUUAACCACUCCGGCCUUGUCAAACUGCAGUAACGGACGAUGACCGUCAUCGCCACCGUUGGACGGAUCCCAAAUAUCACAAACCACAUUCUAAGAAAUAACUGCCACCACUGUCGUAUUGUCACAGUUUUCAAUUAAAACCUCUGACAGUGUGCCGGCGAAAGCAAACGCAUCACCGCCUUCAGGUUCGCUUACAAAUCACGCAGAAUGACGGCAAGAUUACGACCGGCGGCAUCCAGCUGUCGGAUUAACAUCUACUCCACCACGCUGAUCCUACUGGUCUUUCUGCGGCAAGUUUACUCCUUCUGUCCGUCGCUAUGCACGUGCGAAGUGCACCCGAAGGCACGCACGUGGUGCAUUGGAGCCGGUUUGGACGUGGUCCCGAUUCAGCUCAAUCCGGAUGUGCGUUACAUCAAUCUGACGUCCAACCGAAUUACCAAUGUUCACUUUACUCUGAGCUUCUAUCACAAAUUGGAGGUGCUGGACAUCUCGUUCAAUAAGAUUGAGGGUCUAGGGUCGAAGAACUUUGACGCACAACAGAACCUCAGAAUGCUGAACAUGAGCGAUAACGCCAUUGUAGAUAUCCCGAAAGACGCAUUCAAAGGUUUAGAGAGAUUGCAGAUAUUGAAACUGUGCAACAAUAGAAUAGAAACCAUCCACGCAUCAGCUUUCCACGAGCUCCGUAAUCUACUGGAGCUGGAUUUCUCGAACAAUGCCAUUAUCUCACUCGAUCACGGAACCCUGCGGCAUCUCUACUCUCUGGAGUUUUUAUCAUUUCAAAACAAUCAAGUGCUCGAAGUUCCCUACGAGCAUAACCUCGAGCAUUUAUCACGACUGCAGUCCCUCGACCUAUCAGUCAACCUGAUAGAGUUCAUUGCCAACGACAGUUUCAUCAGCUUGCGGGAGCUACGAAUGCUCAAACUGGGUGGAAAUGUCCUCACCGAACUGGAUUACGGUGCAUUCCAUGGCUUGAAUGCCUUACGAGCUUUGGACCUAUCGGACAAUAAUUUUACAAUCGUGCCAACACUACAAUUAUCAAAGUUGUGUAAUCUGACAUAUUUAUCGCUGAGUGGCAACAAUUUCGACACGUUGCCCGCAGUGGCGUUCCUGAAUCUGUUCCAGUUGCGCCAACUGCACCUGGACCGGCUGGACCGUCUGGAGCGGAUAGAUGUUCGCGCCCUGGUGGACAACACUAAUCUGCAAACGGUGACACUGGACGAUAAUCCAUCAUUCAGCAGUCUGCCACUGCGGCUGUGGCACGGCAACCCUCACCUGGUGGAGAUUUCCAUGCGCCGCAACGCGCUCGUCCGCCUCGAUGCGGUCCAAUUCCCGCUGGAUCGACUUCACCGGUUGCGGCUUGCCGGCAACCCACUCGUGUGCAACUGCUCGCUGCUCUGGCUGUGGCGGCUGGCAGCCGAAGGCGAUCCAGAUGAUGAAUUUCUGCUUACUUCCGCGGCUCUCACCAGUGCCGGAUUCGCCAGUGGCAGCAGCGACGAGGAAUCAUCGCCACACCCAUUGGUCAUCGAUAGGGACGAGCUGGGCUGUGACCUGUACGAAGACGGGCGGAAGAUCCGUCGGACGCUGAGAACGAUGACCGAAUCGGACUUGAACUGUCCGACCCACGUGCUAACUGUGAUCAGUGCGGUGUUUAGUAUAGUGCUGGUUUUGGCGACGGCCGGCAGCGUUCUAUACUUUUUCCGCCUGUCGAAGCGACGGAAAAAGCUGCUGCCGGAGCAUAAGAAUGCGAACGAUUUGAUUGUGCCACAAAAAGUAGAUAAGUUAGAAUUAGAGCGGUAUCUGGCGCAGGCAAGUGCCGCCAGUGAAUAUCGGCCACUGCGGGGUGGUCCCUGGGAGGUUACACCGAUGCUGCGGGACGUGGACCAGUACCACCAGUACGGGAAUCCGAUUCACGAGCCGGAUCACUACGAGAGCUUUGAUUACUACGAUUAUCAGGGCCAUCAGAAACCGGCGAAGCAGCCCUCGUACCACCAAAAACCGCAGCAGCAGCAGCAACAGCCAAAGCGCACCCUUACGAGGCCGCACAUUGUGUACGUAUGACUCUAGACCGGCCGCAGGAUUCGUAGCAGUAGUGGCGGCAGUGGUAGCAGUAGGAAACAUGUAAACAGAAAUAGCUUGCGACCGUUGCUCGUUGAUAGCGCCGUUUGAAUUGAUAGGUUGAUUAAGAUACUUUCCUCUGGAAGACGAUGGUGCGCGAUAGGCCAUUUUAAAGCAUGUACUAUAGAAGUUUUGAUUUUAUACAAAUCAUAUUAUGAAGCAUUUUUUUAAACCGGUAUAUCUAACAAAUAUUGAAAUCGUACCAUUAAGCUUCCGUUCCUCGAUUUUUCGAAUGAGAAUUAAAGAUGAUUUCCGAUAAAACAUUUUUAAACAUUUUCGGUUCAUUUGAUCAUUUUAGGUUUUCGUAUUUACGACAUGAUGGAUAAUGAAUAUCAAAAUUAUUUCUUUUUUUUGUCUUUAUUAACGAGACUUUUAGCCCAAGGCUGGCUCGUCU
Molecule: messenger RNA, 2656 nt
Organism: Armigeres subalbatus
Lineage: Eukaryota; Metazoa; Arthropoda; Insecta; Diptera; Culicidae
Product: carboxypeptidase N subunit 2-like
Exons: 4
Coding region: 355-2205 (616 amino acids)
Cellular component (GO): extracellular matrix
Molecular function (GO): protein binding
Source: RefSeq, a predicted model, not a curated record